AUGGGCCCAGGUACGUUGGAGUUUCAGAUAAUCGAAAUGAGCAAAAUGAUUUCAAAGUUAGCAGCUUCACAAAACAGAAACUCGGAUGAAAAGAGCCCAAAACCGAAGAAAGAAAAACCUCUACAUGUUGUAAAGAUUAAGAGGAUACCAUAUGGGCUUUUUGAAAAGCAACUUUGGGAGUAUUUCACUCAAUUUGGAAAGGUGAUCAGAGUGCGAGUAGCUCGAAGCUUAAAAACUGGGAAUCACAAAGGUUGGGCAUAUGUUGGUUUCGCAGAUAAGGAAGUAGCCGAGAUAGCUGCUGAAUCCAUGGAUGGAUAUUUGAUGUUUGAAAAAAGACUCAGCUGCCAUGUUAUGGAUCCUAAAAAAGUGCCCAAAAGCAUGAAGCGGGGUCCUAGAUAUCUUGCUCCUCCUCACAUGAAAGGCAGAGCAAAGAAAGAGGCGCUGAAAAGAAACAGGAAGAAGACAUCUGAGGAGGAGGAAAAGAGCAAGAAAAGAAGGGAAGCGGCGCAAAGGAAGCGUUAUAACAAGUUGAAGGUUCUUGGUAUUGAUUAUGAAUUUGGAUCCAUGUCAAGCAGUACGUCUACUGAAGCAAAGUCAACAGUAAAAGCUGAUGUAGGGAAACAAGAGGAAAACGAAUCCGAUCAUCCAGAUGCAUCAACUUCACAAGUCAAAACUAGGAAGCCUGCUAAAGCUUUGAAAUCUCUUAAAAUGAAGGCUGCGAAUGCGCGAAAUAAAGUACUGGCAUCCAAGGUGAAGAGAGUGCGCAAGUGA
Messenger RNA from Necator americanus (New World hookworm), 771 nucleotides. RefSeq lists its product as uncharacterized. Gene Ontology annotation, cellular component: nucleolus. The coding region runs from base 1 to 771 and encodes 256 amino acids. Lineage: Eukaryota; Metazoa; Nematoda; Chromadorea; Rhabditida; Ancylostomatidae. The record is from RefSeq and is a predicted model, not a curated record. Gene Ontology annotation, biological process: maturation of LSU-rRNA from tricistronic rRNA transcript (SSU-rRNA, 5.8S rRNA, LSU-rRNA). The transcript is spliced from 8 exons. Gene Ontology annotation, molecular function: RNA binding.